AUGGACAGGAAUUCGCCACAAUCUGCCGGCAAGGAGCGCAUGCCUAUCAUUGAGGGUGACAACUUGCCUGCUCUUCGCCCAUUCUCCGACAUAGCAUGGUUUAGCUGGAAAUCUGUCGCAAUCGAUGUAAAGAACCUGAAGUACUUCUUGUCCUUGUCGAUUGGCAACGAAGAAACCCAGUCUAUUCUCUCGCGUGCUAUUCGAGAAGGCAUCCCUGGUGGGCAGGGCUUCCCAUUGUGGGGGGGCUAUGAGUUCAGCACUGACACUCCUGAGGGACAAGCCAUCUUGGGCACACCAAAUGCACAAGCCUUCAGUUACCUUCUCUUGCAGCACAAGGCGACACUUGGCAACCUGUACAUCUCCCGAAUUCGAGUCUUCCGUGAUAACCGAGAGCCCGAGCCUGCACCAAAUCUGCUCCUCAUCGUGGAGCCAGUGCCGGCAGAUAGUAACGUUGGUAAGCCGGAAGAUCAGCUAAACGUAAAACAGGGCAGGAGGGGGCGUCGCGGUGCGCACGAUCUGAAGUUGCGAGCGAAUUUGUAA
Molecule: messenger RNA, 540 nt
Organism: Ascochyta rabiei
Lineage: Eukaryota; Fungi; Ascomycota; Dothideomycetes; Pleosporales; Didymellaceae
Exons: 2
Coding region: 1-540 (179 amino acids)
Source: RefSeq, a predicted model, not a curated record